CCUCCCACAGGAACACGUGAUCCGUGUCGUCACGACUCAGUUAUUAGUUUCACUUUCUCCUGUCUCAAAACGCAUCGAAACAGGUACAUAAAAACGGACAAACUCGAAGCUCUUUCUCCAAAGACUGGAACAAUGUCGACUCUACUACAUGAAAUAGGAAGCUACGACGCAUGCGCAGCUUCUAAACUGAAAAAGGCAGGUUUCCAAACUGACUCAGAGAUCCAGACUCUGACCCUGGAAGACCUGCAUGAACUGUUUCCUGGACUGGAGAAACUAAAGCUGAGAAACACAAUCUUUAAAAUAAUUCAUAAACAGAUGCAAAUUGAUCCGUUCCUGGAAAAACUUGGAGAUGUUUCCCAACGAGACUCUCUCAGAGGUGAUGUGAUAAAGGAGUGCCUUAACAGGAUAAAGAACAUAAAAGAACAGCUGGAUGAGAAGCAGACUGUCCUUAAAUUUCACAAUGAUUUUCCAAAGGACAUCUGCAAAAGUCUGGAUUCUGAAAAAGCUUUACAAAUGGAACCAGGUCAACUUUGUUUGAAGGAACCGGAACGUUAUGAAGCAGGCGCAGCUUCUGUAGAGAUAAGUACAGAGGUGGAUUUCCAGACUGACUCUGUGGUCCAGAUUCUGUAUCGAGAAGAUCUGCAAGAACUGUUUCCUGGACCAGAAUAUCUAAAGCUGAGAAGGACCAUCUUUCAAAUAAUUCAUAAUCAGACGCCAGCACAUCUGCUCCUGGAAGAACUUAAAGGUUUUACCCAACAAAACUCUUUCAACGAUGUUCUAACAGCCAAAUGUCUUGAUCCAGACGUUCCUGUAGCCAGAUACCUUGAAAGGAUAAAGAACACAAAACAGCAGUUGGAUGAGAUGCAGAUUAUCCUUGAAGCUCAUAAUAAUAUGCGAAACGAUAGAAGCAAAAGUCUGGAUUCUGGAAAAGAAAAAGGAGAUGACUUCAGCUUUAUCCAUUCCUUUUCUUCUUGGUACAUUGGUCUCUCACAGAAAACCCAAGAUUCUUCAUCAGACACCAAUGCUCCCCUAACAACCAAUGAGAAGAAAAGUGACUCAAAUGAUAAGAAGAGAGUAGUGAGGUUCAAGGUGGAGGUCAGCGGUGAAACUUUUGGUGCUGAUCAACAACUUUUGGAUGAAAUAAAGACUCCAGACUUGAAAUGGAUAGAGGGGGAAGAACACGACAUCACCAUUGUUUUCUGUCCUGUUACAUCUCAAGUAGGAACAGAUGCUGCAUCAGCCAUGAGGAAAGUUCCAGAUGGUGAUCCUGCCAUUCUGGUCUUGAUGCAUUACUCCCAAGAGCCCAAACACUCGUCCUCUACUAAAGUCUUAUCUAGUAACCCUAAUGUUGUCCUGGAGGUCAAUAUUUUCUACCACAAAAAAAAGAAGGGUUUAUUGAAGUGCAGACAAAAUGAAAAUGCUGUCAUUGAGUUGAAGGAAGAACUAAAGAAGUACAGCAGACCACAGCGUUCUGGGUUUAACUAUUGAAAUCACAGCAACAGUGGUCCUUCUCUUAGUAAAGUCUGAUGGGUUGCUAGCUUCUGUAAGGCUGUUAAUUGUUGUAACAAGGUAGAGUUAUGAAAAAUUAGUUUAAUGAAACGUUUUAAUAAACUACACAGACAGCUUUUAUAUCAAAAUGUUGUGUAUGUCCACAUUUACAUUUUAUUAACAAUGAAGUAUCUUAUUGUAUGUUGCAGAGAAGUUAGAGCUCAUUUAAACAAGAAUGUGAUGUGGGAAAACAAUAAAGGUCCUUCCUAUAUUCAAUCAGUAAUGGUUUAUAAUCUCUGUGCUUAUCAACAAUAAAAUUGACUUCCAUUAA
Messenger RNA from Oryzias latipes (Japanese medaka), 1819 nucleotides. RefSeq lists its product as uncharacterized. The record is from RefSeq and is a predicted model, not a curated record. NCBI's taxonomy places the organism in Eukaryota, Metazoa, Chordata, Actinopteri, Beloniformes, Adrianichthyidae.